This is a messenger RNA of Aethina tumida (small hive beetle), 2197 nucleotides long. RefSeq names its product conserved oligomeric Golgi complex subunit 2. Gene Ontology annotation, biological process: protein transport; intra-Golgi vesicle-mediated transport; Golgi organization. The coding region runs from base 84 to 2093 and encodes 669 amino acids. Lineage: Eukaryota; Metazoa; Arthropoda; Insecta; Coleoptera; Nitidulidae. Gene Ontology annotation, cellular component: membrane; COG complex. The record is from RefSeq and is a predicted model, not a curated record. The transcript has 7 exons.
CAAAACAUAACCUCUAUUUUUUUCCAAUGAAACGUCACAAUUUGUCAAUAGAAAAGCUUUAAACCUUCUAAUAAAUUUGCAAAAUGGAUUUGCAAGACGAUGACUCUUGGAAAAAGUCAUUUUCAGAAGAGAAUUUUAGUGUAGACCAUUGUCUUUCUCGAUACACAGUUAAGUCUGACUUAGAAUCACUACGGAGAGAGCUGAAAAGCUAUGGCAACGACUUACAGAUGCAAAUGUCUGAGAUUUUAAAACUUGAAACUGAAGGCAUAGUAAAUUUGGCUGAGUAUCUCACAAAUUUAUCUUCAAGAAUAGAAGAGCUGUCAGUUCCAAUUCACCAAUUGAGAGAGGAAAUAAGGAACCUUUAUGAACUAAUAAAAAAUGCACAAAUGGCAUAUAGAACCUCUUUGAACAACAUGAAAAAUAAUAACACGAAACAGCAUCAUAUAACACUCACCUUGGGAAUUAUUUCCUCUUCAUUUUAUAUUGAAAACAUGAUUAAUUCAUCACAAAAAGAUUCAUUUGAAGAUUUAAUUUUACUGGAAAGGAUAGUUAAUAAGUACUCGUUUCAAAGAAAUUACUUAGAUGAACUAGAAAUAAUUGAUCCUGAAACUGAAGUUAUUUUAAAUAAGGUUGAAAAUCAGCUUAUAACCAUGAUUAAUAAUAAAUUUCUAUCAUCUUUCAAACAAAAUGACAUUGAGACCAUAACCAAAUGUUUGAGGAUGUAUGAUAAUUUGGGUAAACAAAAUGAAGCACAAAAGAGCUUUCAAGUCCACAUUGUUAAACCUGCACUGCAACCAUUGUUCACAGAAAGUCACUUGGUACAGUGUGAUCAUGAUAUUAAUGUAAUAUAUCAAGAGGCUUUACAUUUUAUGGAUAAUACCAUGGGUGUAUUAUUUGAAAUAUUACAAAGAAAUCCUGAGUUGGACUCUUACAAUUUUGCUUUGCAUAGCUUUUGGACAGAAUUUGAUAAACAAUCCCGAGAGGGUUUGCCUUACAUAACUGCUCCAGGCAAUCCAGAAUUGUUUCAGAAAAGGUUUACACACACAUGGAAUCUUUUAAAGAAAAUUGCAGUUAAAUGUGGUAACAUUAAUUUAAUCAGAGAAAAUGAGUCAUUCCAAGAUCACAUAAAGAGAUUCAAUUUGCCAGUUUAUUUUGAAAUUAGGUUUCAACAAAUUGCUGGUAAAUUUGAAAAUGAUUUGCUGGCAAAUCUGAGCAAUGACAUGUAUGCAUCACCAAAUGAGCUUAAUUGUUCUUUGAAAUUGACACAAUGUUUUGUUGCUGCUCUAAAACAAUGUUUCCAGGCUGAUGUAUUUAUGGAUCACUUGGCAGAUCAAUUUUUAAAGGUUUCUAUGCUACUAUUGUCCAGAUAUUUAAUGUGGUUUAAUACAAAGUUAAAGGACAAACUAUUUGAAAACAAAGAACAACUAGAAAUAUUUGUCAUAAAAUCUUUAAUUGAUCUAAAUAUUGUUAAGGGUAUGAUAGGUCCAGAAACCAGUGAUUUAAAUUCAAUAGACAAAACAGUAUACGCAAUAAUUCCACAGGAUGUAAAACCCGUAAUAUUAAAAGUUUUUAAAAGUAACAGAGAUUUUAUAAAUAAGACGAUAAGUGAAUUAGGGCGAUAUUUAACUAAAUUUAAAUUAGAUGAUUGUUUAGCACAAUUACAAAAUGUUGGCUCAAUUCCUAGAUUAUACAGGAGGACAAACAGAGUCGCUCCAAAAGAUCCCAGUACAUACAUAAUUGAAGCUGUCAAGCCCAUUAUAGGAUUCCAUUCAAAAUUUGAAAAAACUAUUAAGGCUGAAUUGGAUAAUCUAUUAGAUGAUAUCAUAUAUGAUGCCACAAAUCGGUAUUUAUUAUUGGUUCAAGAAGUAUUAAUGUCUGUAUGUAAAACUGAGGAGUCCUUAAGAAGACUGAAAAGUAGGAACGUCAACGCCAGUGAUGAUACCUCUUCACAAUUAGAUACUAUGUCUGAUGAAAUGAAAAUUCGGUUGCAAAUUAAGCUGGACGUCGGAUACUUCUUUGAUAAGUUAUAUAACAUGGGAGGACCAAAAGCAAAAGAGGCAGUGGAUAAUCUGAGGCUAGAAAUAAACAAAUAAAACCACCAAACGAUUUAUAAAUUUAUAACUUUAUUACAACAAUAAUUCUUCAUGUAUAAAUUGUUAUUAAUUUCAUUAAAUAAACUUAUGUACUGUUUCAACAA